Messenger RNA from Antechinus flavipes (yellow-footed antechinus), 1774 nucleotides. It is a transcript of the gene ATP1B3, whose product is annotated as ATPase Na+/K+ transporting subunit beta 3. The coding region runs from base 395 to 1231 and encodes 278 amino acids. The transcript has 7 exons. Gene Ontology annotation, biological process: sodium ion export across plasma membrane; intracellular sodium ion homeostasis; intracellular potassium ion homeostasis. The record is from RefSeq and is a predicted model, not a curated record. Gene Ontology annotation, cellular component: sodium:potassium-exchanging ATPase complex. Lineage: Eukaryota; Metazoa; Chordata; Mammalia; Dasyuromorphia; Dasyuridae. Gene Ontology annotation, molecular function: ATPase activator activity.
GAGCGGUGGCCCUAGCUCAGGCUCAGGCUCAGUCGGCUCGAGUGCGCGGUGCAGCGAGGAAGUGCCGCCGCCUCGGUCCUCCCUCCCUCCCUCCCUCUCACUUUCUCCGGGUGUGUGAGCGUGUGAGUUUCCUCCCGCUCCCUCCCUCCCUCUCUCCCUCGCGGGCUCCCGCUGCGCAGACCGCUGCCGGACGCUCCUCGCUCCCCCUCGCCGGCUCCCCCAUCACUCCCUCCUCCUCCUCCUCUCCUCCUCCUUCUCUUCCUCCUCCUUCUUCUGCCCCCCCCCCCCGCCCCUUCCCUCGCUCCCCCGCAACCACCCUCCCACGCACUCACAACCACUCGCACUCACAUUCACGCUCUGACACGGACCUCUCCCCUCCCCACGCGCGCCCAUCAUGACCAAGGACGAGAAGAAACCUUUAGAGCAGACUCUGGGCGAGUGGAAGCGCUUCAUCUAUAACCCGGGAAGCGGCGAGAUCUUGGGACGGACGGCGGAGAGUUGGGGUUUGAUCUUGCUCUUCUACUUGGCCUUCUAUGGCUUCCUCGCUGCGCUCUUCACAUUUACCAUGUGGGUUAUGCUGCAGACCCUGAGUGAUGAAACUCCAAAAUACCGGGACCAGAUUUCCAGCCCAGGGCUUACAAUUGUCCCCAAACCACCUGGUGCAUUAGAGUUUUCUCUCAAUAUCUCUAAACCAACAUCCUAUGAACAAUAUAUUGAUGCCAUUAAAGAAUUUUUACGAGAAUACGAAGGCAAGAAACAAGAACAUCUUUUACAGUGUCGUAAUGGAACGUUUUUUGAACAGGAUAACAUCUUUCCUAAAAAGACUUGUAAAUUUUCUCUUGAAACCCUCGGUCCCUGCUCUGGAUUGGAUGAUGUCAGCUUUGGCUAUCCUGAUGGAAAUCCUUGUAUUUUUGUGAAAAUGAAUAGAAUAAUUGGAUUAAGGCCUCAAGGAGAACCCAGGAUAGUGUGUGCAGUUAAGGAAGGAACAGAUGUAAAUCUAGCAACUUUCCCCAAAGAUGGAAGGCUUGAUUUAAUGUAUUUUCCAUAUUAUGGGAAAAAGUUGCACGUGAACUAUCGACAGCCAGUAGUUGCUCUCCAGGUCCUGUUUCAGAACUACAACCAAGAAGUGUCAAUAGAAUGUAAGAUUGAAGGGUCACCCAAUCUAAGAAACCAGGAUGAGCGUGACAAGUUCUUGGGACGAGUUGCCUUCAAAAUCUCACUGACUCAAUAGUAUGAGUAGAACAUCUCCACAAAAUAAACGUGUUGUCUAUCUUCAUGUUGUAUCAGCUGGACCUGCCAUUCUAGAAUUGGAAGCCACCUUGGAGAAAUUUUAAGGUGGUACAUGAUGUUUGGGGUAGCAUAAUAAUAAUGUGCUUCCAGAUCAUAAUGUGUAAUGUCCUCAAAGUAACUGCCUUUUGCCUUUGCCUGCCCCAUUGGACCAGUGUGCAGACAUAGACAUGUCAUAUUAGGGACCUGUAAAUAGCUGAUUCAAAACGUGUAAUAAUGGUGGUCUUGUCCUGUUCUCAUGGGUUUUAUCUCCAAGUGUCUAUAAAGCUUAAUGUGCUGUGCUAUGUAAAUAUUUUAUUGAUUUAACACUGGUUUAACUGUCAUUAUCUCAAUGCCAACACCUUUAGGGAUCAAAUGAUUAAAAAAAAAAAGGUACCUGACCAACCUAAAAGUGAUUUAUAACUCUGCAAGAAUUGUGGUGUGUGGAGACACCUUAAAUUUUGUGUGUGAGGAGGAAGAUAAAUAAAAGUGGAUUUUAAAAGUGUCA